CAGGGCGUUUUUACGGGCACGACGACGUAAACAAUGCUUCUUGGCCAUCGCGUACAGCUUCCCCUGAAUAAAACCGUACGAUUUGGAGGCGUCUGAGGGCCCACCUGCAUGGGAGAGUGACCAAAGAGCGGACAUUUUAUUGUUUUUAAUUCAGUUUUUAGUUCUUUCGACCAGCUUCAGUUCCAAUAGGAAAACCUACCCGGACAGUUAAAUUCGCAGUUUUUUUAUUUGAAAAAGGUUCAGUUCAGUUCGAAUCUCCGCCACGUGCGACAUGGAGGUUUCAAAGGUACUCCUGACGAAGUUGUUGUUGUUAGUGACUGUGUUGUUCAAUUUCUUCAGCGGUGUUAGAGGCGAUUUCGAGAACAGCUGGACGAUGUACAUGGAACAACCCUGUUGUUCGAGCACAGGACCCCAUCAUGUCAGGCAUCACAGAGACCACGUACGAGGGUUCUCCUGCGGUAUGAUGUACUACCGCACAUUCCACUUAGACGUUAAAAGGGAUGUCCUAUACGUAGGAGCAAUGGAUCGAGUUUAUAGACUGAACCUGAGCAAUAUCAACCAAUCAAGCUGCGAGAGAGACGCACUAAAUUUGGAACCCACCAACGUUGCCAGCUGCGUUUCAAAGGGCAAAACAGAGCACUUCGAUUGCAGAAACCACAUCCGAGUGAUUCAGUCCAUGGGUGAUGGCAGUCGACUGUAUAUUUGCGGAACAAAUGCACACAAUCCGAAAGACUGGGUAAUCAAUUCGAACCUGACCCAUCUGCCCCGGAACACAUUCGUACCGGGCAUCGGCAUGGGCAUAGCGAAAUGCCCCUACGACCCCGCAGAUAACUCAACGGCCGUGUGGGUGGAGAAGGGCAAUCCCGGGGAUCUGGCUGGCCUCUACUCCGGCACCAACGCUGAGUUCACAAAAGCUGACACCGUCAUUUUCCGAACGGACCUCCACAAUUUAACGACAGGCAGGAAAGAGUACAGCUUCAAGAGGACGCUGAAAUACGACUCCAAGUGGCUCGACAAGCCUAACUUUGUGGGAUCGUUUGAUAUCGGCGAAUACGUUUUAUUCUUCUUCAGAGAGACAGCCGUGGAAUACAUCAACUGCGGUAAAAGCGUCUAUUCUAGGGUCGCGAGGGUCUGCAAGAAGGACACGGGAGGGAAGAACACCCUUUCGCAGAACUGGGCGACCUAUCUUAAAGCUAGACUGAACUGUUCCAUUCCGGGGGAGUUUCCAUUCUAUUUCAACGAAAUUCAGAGCAUUUACAAAGUACCAGGCGACGACACCAAAUUCUACGGGACAUUCACCACCUCCACCAACGGACUGAUGGGCUCCGCCAUCUGCUCGUUCAAACUUUCGGACAUCCAGGAUGUUUUCAGAGGGAAAUUCAAAGAACAAGCCACCUCUUCGUCAGCCUGGCUGCCAGUCUUAUCCAGCAGGGUUCCCGAACCAAGACCGGGCACUUGCGUGAAUGAUACGGAAACUUUACCGGACACCGUGUUGCAUUUCAUAAGGAGCCAUCCUCUCAUGGACUCUGCUGUGAUGCAUGAAAACGAGAAGCCCGUCUUCUUCAAGAGGGAUAUAUUCUUUACGAAAUUAGUCGUGGAUAAAAUCAGGGUUGAUAUUGGCGGCGCAGUUUUGGACUACACCGUGUACUACGCGGGAACAAACGACGGGAGAGUUCACAAAAUCGUAGAAUGGGCCAAAGAAGAAGGAUCAGCCUCGAUACUUUUAGACAUUUUUGAUGUGACUCCUGGAGAACCCAUACAAGUCAUGGAGAUUUCUAAGGAGCACAAAGCUCUAUUUGUUGCUUCGGACCACAGGGUCAAACAGGUGGACCUGGUGAUGUGCAAUAGAAGAUACGAUAAUUGCCUUAGAUGUGUCCACGAUCCUUACUGUGGCUGGGAUAAGGACUCUAAUGUCUGCAAGCCAUACUCCCCAGGUUUGCUGCAAGACGUCUCCAACAGCACCAUCGACGUAUGCGACAGCAGCGUAGUAAAAAAGAAGAUGGUGGUGACCUGGGGCCAGAGCCUCCACCUGGGGUGCUUCCUGAAGAUGCCCGCGGUCCUAGCCUCCCAGACCAUCACCUGGUACCACUACUCGAAGGAGAAGGGCCGUUACAAGAUCCAAUAUAGGCCGGAUAAAUACAUAGAGACCUCUGAACACGGGCUAGUGAUCAUCGCUGUGACCGAAGCGGACGCGGGAAGAUACGAUUGCUGGAUGGGGGCGUCCCUUUUAUGUUCCUACAACGUUACGGUUGAUGCUCACCGCUGUUCGCCCCCGGCCAAGAGCAAUGACUAUCAGAAGAUUUAUUCGGACUGGUGCCACGAAUUCGAGAAGUACAAGUCGGCGAUGAAGAGUUGGGAGAGGAAGCAAGCACAGUGCUCUUCAAGGCAGAACAACAGCAACCAAAACAGCCACCCAAAUGAGAUAUACCGACCCCUAGUGUGAUAGCUGAUAGAGCGUGGUCCCCUUGCACUAACGUUCUUAGGUAUCCCUUUGUAUUGGACUCUCGUGCUGUUCAUGUAAAUAGUCGGUGCGCGCGGGAGCUGUAACUAGGAUUUAAUACUUAGACUGAAAUUUUUUUAAUGUGUAACCAGUCAAAAGUGCCCCGUUUUUGUGAUGGACUCUUAUCUAAGCAGUGCUUAAAAAUUAACGUGCUUUUACUUACCUCUUUUGAUGUGAUCGAGACAUACUUUCUUUCGACGGUUUUUAGUAUUCGAUAUUCCGCUUGGUUUUAUGCAGUUUCCUUUAAUGAUGUCAAUGAGUUGAAUUUAAAAAUCAUCUAAAUAUUGUAGAUCUGUGAUAUAUGUGUAUUGUAAUUAAGUAAAAAUUAACUAUUCUUUGGAUAAUUUUAACUCAAAAUGGAUGAAUCCGAUUAAUAAACUGAUCUUUGGACCAAAGCGCAUGGAUGGACUCUAAUAUAAGGUUUUAAAAAAAAAACAGAAUUAUACUGUAAAAUUUAGUGCAUAUUCAAAGCAAUACUUUUCGCUUGCAUGUGUUGGUCCCUCAAGAUAAUAUAUCUAUAUAAUUAUAUUAUUAUGUAUAAUGUAAAUAUUUCCAUUCGUUUCCUUUUCGUUACUUAUUACAAGCGACAUACGUUGGAAACCAUACACCAGGUGGUAAAAAAACUGCAUAUCCAUUUUGCUCGUUUAUAUUACAGUCAAACUUAGGAAUUAAAAUACUAGAUGGUGACGUUCCUACAAAGUAUUUUAAUUAUUAUAACACAAAUCCAUAAUUUAAUAUAUUCUGCCUUUAUUCUUGUUUAUGCAACAUUCUGUCAAACUUAAGGAUGAUAUCACUAGAUGGCGACUUUCAUAAAAUCCCUGCCACCCUUGUUCAUAGCAUAAAUAAGGAUGACAAGCAUUUUGUGUGGCGCCAUCUACUAUUUGGUUCGUUAACUAUAGCCCUUUUCUUUUAUUCAUAAUUUCGGAAUCAUAACACGUUACGAUCAACCAAACAGGUUGCUAGAUUUCGCAUCGUAACGCGUCAUGAUUUUGAAAUCAUGAAUAAAAGAAAAGGGCUAUAGUUAACGAACCAGAUAGUAGAUGGCAGCACACAAAAUGCCUGUCACCCUUAUUUAUGCUAUGAAACAGCUUAUAUUGUUUAUAAAUAAUGGAAUGCGUACUGAAAUUUUUCAAAGCUUCUAAUACUAUGUAACACCAAAUCUAUCCAUAACUUGAUAAUUUCAGCUUUGAAUACAACGUACAGUAUUAAAUUCAUCUUUCGUCAUUACCACUCUCGAUUUUAUUUAGAAAUCUUGACCUUUACCGUUUUUAUCAAUGUUUUCACAACAAUUUAGUUAUCAACCGAUUGAGCUUGUGGAUGACAACGCUAGAUGGCGCCUCGCUCAUAAAAUCCCUGUCAUCGUUAUUCAUAUCUAAAGGAAGAUAGGGAUUUUAUUUGCUUGUAAUAUUUUGCCUCGUUAGCUAACUAUUUUGUUUAUAAACAAGGAUAUUAAAAUUUGUCAAUAGUAUUAAUACUAGCACCAAAUUAUUAAUCCAUAAUUUGAUCAUUUUUGCCUUGCAUAUUUUUUUGUACUGUUUGUGUUGCAAAAUUUGGAAGUAUUGACUAUUAAAAAUAAAAAAAAGUUCUUUUGCUCGCCUGGUGGACCGGAAACAUGUCUUUUUUAUAAUAUUUACGGACAAUCACUGUAAACCACAUAUAUAUUACAUAUUAUUAUUUGUGGUAUGGAAAUGUAAUGUAUAACUAUUGUGGAACAUUUCACAGUUUUUUUUUAUUAAAGUGAAACAUGAGAUUUGCGGUUGAUUGGGAGAUUAAAUACUCAAAAUAUAAUUUCACCGUAACUAUCCGCAAUCGACGCAACUUGCGUGUUUUCACCGGACAUAGUAAAAUGUAUCUCGUUUUAGUUUACAAGUGUAUCCUGUAAAUACCUAUGUAUAGCUAUUUAUAAACAUUUAUGUAAUUUAUACUAUUAUUGUAGAAAUACAAUUGAAGAUAUUCUAGCUAUGCUUAAUCCUUUCGAUAAUACAUAAGGCUUUUGGUAUUUUUAACUUGCGUUUGUCAUCAUUUUUCCUUUGAUAAUAUCCAGUUUAUGUGUAUUUACCCAAUUUUAAUACUAAUAUACAUAUCUUUAUCACUGCAAUAAAAUAACUAAUAAUUAAAUUAUGUGUUUCGAUUGCAUUUACCGUUCACAAAAACGAAGGUUUUCUUUUAAGGAGAUUGUCAGUUUGUACUACUAAGAAUGUUGAGUUGUUCCUUCUAAAAUUGUAGAAGAAUAUUCUUGUUACGAAUUUAAAAAUGUAGAAAUUUUCAUAUGAUGUCACUUCUAUGAAGUGAAGUAGUAUGUAAUGAAUUUAUAGGCAAGUUUAACGUAACGGGUAAUGCAAAAAACUUGCAUCUAUUUUUAGACUCUUGGGUUUUCAUAUGUGAAAAAUUGAAUUACAGCUAAAAACAUGUUAAAAAUACAUCGUUAUUCAAAUCGAUUCGAAUUUUUAAAUCGUGAAACUACAAAAAAGAACGAACAAAAAAUUGGCGCCUCUUAACGAGUUUUAGCUAUAACUCUUUUUUACGCAAAAUUGGAGAAACAAUAGUGACACUAAAAUAUAAAAAAAUCUGUUUUUGGGUCACCCGUUUAGUCUUACAUCAUUUUUAUUUCUCAGUUAUGUAGAGUAUAAACCAGUCAACACUCUAGAUAGUAAUUUUAAUAUAAAUAAAUAGUUUUAAGUUAGGAAUUAUUGUUGUAAGUCUGAGUUGAGACAGUAUUUUUAUAUUACGGUUUUGUAAGGUUUAUUUAUGUUUAAUUUUCAUUGCAUCUACAAUGUUUUAUUGUAAA
Molecule: messenger RNA, 5288 nt
Organism: Anoplophora glabripennis (Asian longhorned beetle)
Lineage: Eukaryota; Metazoa; Arthropoda; Insecta; Coleoptera; Cerambycidae
Product: semaphorin-2A
Exons: 11
Coding region: 272-2443 (723 amino acids)
Biological process (GO): negative chemotaxis; neural crest cell migration; positive regulation of cell migration
Molecular function (GO): semaphorin receptor binding; chemorepellent activity
Source: RefSeq, a predicted model, not a curated record